AUGAUUCCAACCGAAAAUAUGGUUUACAGUGUCAUAGCUGCUGUUUCAAAGAAUGGAGGUAUUGGCUACAAGGGUGAUCUACCAUGGAAAAUUAAAAAGGAAAUGGAAUAUUUCAAUUUGAUGACCACUCAGGUGAAUCGAAAAGGCGUUCAAAAUGCGGUUAUUAUGGGUCGCUGUACUUGGCAAUCGAUUCCAGAUAAAUAUAGGCCACUAAAAGGACGAAUAAAUGUAGUCAUCUCUAAAACAUUAAACAGUGUGCCAGAAGGUGUUUUAUUGUAUCCAAAACUUGAAGACGCCUUAAAAUCAUUAUAUUUAAAUGAUAAUAUUGAAAAACUUUGGGUAAUUGGUGGUUCAGGUUUAUACAAUGAAGCUGUAAAUGAUAAAAAAUGCAAAAAACUAUUUAUUACAAAAAUUGAUCAAGAAUACUUGUGUGAUACUUUCUUUCCUGAUUUUGAUACUAAAGAAUUUGAAGAAACAAGCGAAGCUAAUGUACCUAAAGGAAUUCAAGAAGAUAAUGGUAUUAAAUAUGAAUUUAAAGUUUUCAAGAGGUUAUGA
Messenger RNA from Macrosiphum euphorbiae (potato aphid), 555 nucleotides. The record is from the annotation of a GenBank genome assembly. Lineage: Eukaryota; Metazoa; Arthropoda; Insecta; Hemiptera; Aphididae.